Phyllostomus hastatus (greater spear-nosed bat) is the source of this 2664-nucleotide messenger RNA. It is a transcript of the gene NECAP1, whose product is annotated as NECAP endocytosis associated 1. Gene Ontology annotation, biological process: endocytosis. The coding region runs from base 21 to 845 and encodes 274 amino acids. The transcript is spliced from 8 exons. The record is from RefSeq and is a predicted model, not a curated record. Gene Ontology annotation, cellular component: membrane; clathrin vesicle coat. Lineage: Eukaryota; Metazoa; Chordata; Mammalia; Chiroptera; Phyllostomidae.
GCGGGGAGAGCAGAGCCAAGAUGGCGGCGGAGUUGGAGUACGAGUCUGUCCUGUGUGUAAAGCCCGACGUCAGCGUCUACCGGAUUCCACCCCGGGCCUCCAACCGCGGUUACAGGGCAUCUGACUGGAAAUUAGACCAGCCUGAUUGGACUGGUCGCCUCCGAAUCACUUCAAAAGGGAAGAUUGCUUAUAUCAAACUCGAAGAUAAAGUUUCAGGGGAACUCUUUGCUCAGGCACCAGUAGAACAGUAUCCUGGUAUUGCUGUGGAGACUGUGACAGAUUCCAGCCGCUACUUUGUAAUCCGGAUCCAGGAUGGGACUGGGCGCAGUGCUUUCAUUGGCAUUGGCUUCACAGAUCGGGGUGAUGCCUUCGACUUUAAUGUCUCCUUGCAAGAUCACUUCAAGUGGGUAAAGCAGGAAUCUGAGAUUUCCAAAGAAUCUCAGGAAAUGGACACACGUCCCAAGUUGGAUCUGGGCUUCAAGGAAGGACAGACCAUCAAGUUGAGUAUUGGGAACAUUACAACCAAGAAAGGAGGCACUUCUAAGCCCAAGACUGCAGGAACUGGAGGCCUGAGCUUACUCCCACCCCCACCUGGAGGCAAAGUCACUAUUCCCCCACCAUCCUCAGUCGCCAUCAGCAAUCAUGUCACUCCACCUCCCCUUCCAAAGUCCAACCAUGGAGGUAGUGAUGCAGAUAUCCUUUUAGAUUUGGAUUCUCCUGCUCCUGUCACAACACCAGCACCAGCUCCAGUUUCUGCAAGCAAUGACUUGUGGGGAGACUUCAGUACUGCACCCAGCACUGUUCCAAACCAGGCACCGCAGCCAUCCAACUGGGUCCAGUUCUGAAUGGCAUUGGCUUAAGGACAGACUUGAAGAAUAAAAUGACCUUGAGGGCACCAAUCUGUGAGGGAAGUUAGGAAUCCCUUCUCUCCCCAGAACCAAAAUUACCGGACAAUCUUUUUCAUAGCUUCUCCAUUGUAUUCGAGCUGGUUUUAUUUUAUGCCCCUGUGUUGUUACUUGCUGUACAGCCAAGAAAGCACCUCUUAUCUCCUCUUCACACUCAAGGCAGGAGAACAGUGGGUCUUACUAUACUUGUGGCUGACUGCAGGGCUCCAAAGGCCAGGGUCUCUGUGAGGGGGAAACAACCUUUAACAUCUGCAGAUUUUUUCUCCGUCCUUUAAAUUCUUUAAUGUAUUUCAGAAUCAUCUCAUGACCCCGUGUGCCUCUUUGUGAAGCCCUAUUUAGCAAUUUCAGGAGAAACAAAAGCCUUGAAACUUCCCUUUCCACUAACCCAAGACUCUGAAAAUAGACAGCCUGACCUCAGUGUUUAUAAACACAGGAUUUUCCUAGGAAUGGAGAAGAACCUGUUUCUUGGGUCUGCUAUAUACCCUCCUUCCGGCUUUCCCUGAUCAGUGAACAUGCAGUGCUGGGUGCAGUUCCAUCACCCGUUCAUGUGUUUACAUGUCUCUUUCUGUGAUACGGAGGUUGUGUUGGUGGCACCUCCACUAUUCUUCUGUUUGUUGAAUAGUGCAACAUCUUCAAUCAGUGGGUGUCUCUUGGAUGAAGGAGGUUCAAGGAGCUGUGUUUUCCAAGUUGUAUUCUACAGAAGUGUUUACAGUAAGUUCUCAGUUAACGUUGAUGAUAGGUUCUCGACUUUAAGCUAAACCACUUGUAACAAAACCAGUUUUACGAUAGGCUAAUUGAUAUGAACAAGAGUUAAGUUCCUGCAGCAUCUCAUCAACAGCAUAACAAAAUGAUGUUAUUGAAGGACCUUCUGUUCUUUCUUGCAGCACCAUGUAAUGGCUGCAUUUGAAGCACAGCAUUACUUUGUAUUUGCCUGAUUAUUUUGAGCUGAAGUGGAGGGGUUAGAGUUCUUAACCUGACCUGUAGAGCAGAGAGGUGGAAAGCACCUAACUCUUGUUCACUACCCAUAUUGCCUUGCUGCCUGGGUUUCUGGCCCCUUUCCAUGAACAUUUUCAGUCCAUUUUGCUCUUCAGUAAGAAAAGCUGCUAUUUCAUGUGUCCUCAUUUAUGAAGGAAGCUGGAGAGUCAUCACUUUAGCUGUGAUAGAUUUUGCCCAAAUGACAGCUUUGAGACCCAUCACCUAGGGUAUCUCAAAGGUGGUUUGCUCUCCUGCCACUUCCCUUCUCUCUGCCCCACCAUUCCUUUUAUAAUGCUGUGAAGAGAGUUCCCUUUCAUAGCUGGUUGGGCACUGCCUAUUUUGUUUGUUAGUGAGCAGUUUUGAGGAAGGGAUGAAGAUACCUUUUCUUCCCUUAGUAACUGGAUGUGUACACUCUGGCUGAAGGGAGUCCUUAUGUUCAGUUUCAAAAUAUAUUCUCUGUCCAGGAUUUCCUCUUUGGCUCCUUUUAACUUUGGGUCCAUUUCUUUUCAUUGCCCCCCUUUCCAGGCUGCUCUGUUCUUACAGAGCCAUGCAGGGCAUUUUAAAUUCCAUAGAAAACACUAAAGGAAAGUCGAUAGAAUCACUAGUGACUAACUAUUGGGAACCUAUUUUCUCAAUCUUCCUCCAUGUUGUGUUCUUUGUAUUCUGAAGAGGAUAAUAUAUUAUGUAUUAGAAUUGCGGAAAAGUUGAUAAUGAAGUUUAAGAUAUAUGUAUAUAAAGUGUAUUAUUGGUGCAAUAAUGGUAAUUAAAAAUAUGGAAAAAGGUA